Molecule: messenger RNA, 2604 nt
Organism: Necator americanus (New World hookworm)
Lineage: Eukaryota; Metazoa; Nematoda; Chromadorea; Rhabditida; Ancylostomatidae
Exons: 23
Coding region: 1-2604 (867 amino acids)
Biological process (GO): protein folding
Cellular component (GO): Golgi membrane
Molecular function (GO): protein disulfide isomerase activity; flavin-dependent sulfhydryl oxidase activity
Source: RefSeq, a predicted model, not a curated record
AUGGACGAAUUUCGGAUCACUGUUGAGCAUCGUAUGACUUGUACAACAAUAUCUCGGCUACCGUUCAUUUGUGAUCUUCACCACCAAUUGUCCUAUGCAAAUCUUGCUGGUAUAGAAUUAGCAUAUGAAAGAUACAAGCCUUAUUUCUACCAAAACAACAGAACAACAUUGGCUGUUCUAAUAGUUCGUCAACUGGAAGCUCCCACCUCAGCCGCUUCCGUCUACGAAGAGCAGUCCUACGCUUGUCUGUUCGAAAACGAAUGUAAUCGUGUCGAUUCGGAAGUGGUGUUGGGAUUCGUAAACAAUGUGAAAAUUUUUAUUAAGGUAUACGCGUGGAAAGUCUACGAACGUUGGUUCGCCCUGGACGACUCAUGCACGAGGCCAAAUGUGCUCGCACUAAUGGUGCUAGAUGGCCUCAUAAAUGAUGCCCGUAAAAUUCCAUAUGUACGGAUACAUACUGGUGAACCUCGAUUGCGAUUUGCGCUCGGGAAUAUAGCCAGUGAAGCGAACAAUGCACUGGUGCAAGGAUGGCCUCUACAAAAAGCCAUAGAGGACAUGGUCGACGACAUUGGUCAUGCGUUAAGGGAAUUACACGAGCUAAAAGGAGAACCCAGGGAUCACUCAGUUCCAAGAUGGGCUCGGCAUGCAUUUCUCAUUUGUUUUGCACUGGUCAUCCUAGCGUUAAUGGUGGAAUGGUACAUUGUACGUCGAAAACUUGGAGUCCAGAAAAGUGGCCAGAUAAAAAUCUCUGCCGGGAAAAGCAAAACGCAUUUAAUGUUCUAUCAGUCAGCAGCAGCAGCAGCAGCGAUCACAUACGACUGCGACUGCGAAUUGGAUACGCCUUUUUUUGCGAGCUUCGCAGCGCAAUGCGCACGUCGGCGGCCCGUGGACUUUGAGAUGUUAUAUUUACUCUUAUUAUUACUCCCUUGGGUAACUAGCGAGGUGGCAAAUUACGGGACCAUCCCAAAAGGACUCAAUCCAACGCUUUAUGCUUCAGACGAUUUAGUUCUUCAACUUGAUGAUAACUCCUUUAAUGAUACAGUUUUUUGCGUUGGAAAAAACUGCUCCUCGUAUUUAGUUGAGUUCUAUUCGGAUUGGUGUGGACAUUGCCGAUCAUUCGCUCCACUCUACAAGGCUUUGGCCAACGAUGUCCGGGGUUGGCAGGAUGUCGUAAAAAUUGCUGCUAUAAAUUGUGCGGAUUCCGUCAAUCAUAUGACUUGUCAACAAAAUGGAGUGCAAUUUUUUCCACUCAUUAAGUACUUUCCUCGUAAUUCCACUGAUGCGUUUUCGGGAUCAAAAUUGAGACCGUAUCAAUCGAUGGCCGAGAUGAGAGAUCAGCUGACAAAAGUUGUUAUGGAUGACUACGCUGUGAAUCGAUUUAGUGACUGGCCUAUGUUCGACUACUUAGGAGACGUGGUAAAUUAUGGGGAACUUUGGGAAGGAGCACCGGCAAGCACUCAACACAUGGCAAUUGUUUUCGAAAACCAUCAGGCAAGCCUUACCGGAGCACAGCUCCUUCUGGAUUUGCAUCGGCAUCGAAAUCGCCUCCUUGUUCGUCGCUGCCUUCGCAAUCAUCCUUUAGCAGAUGCUCUUCAUCUCACUGAUUUCCCAUCUCUUGCAAUCUUUAAACGUGGAGAGAAGAAACCAAUUCUUGUUGCUGAGCUACGACGACUUCUUCUAACUGAAUUGGAGAACUUCCUUAGUAAUGAAAGCGAUCCUUCUCGACAGGUGGUUCAGUUUCAUAGCCGCAAAAACAAGACCAAUCCAUGCGACUCCGAUCCGGAAAAAUGUCGUGCUCUAUUCUUCGCUUCUGAAGUUGACAUGCUCAAGGCUAUGCGAUACGCAUUAUUCCGAGAAACAUCCAGAACGAAUGCGCCGCUCACCGGUUCCAAUCUUACAGCAUUACAUGCAUUCGUUAAUCUUCUUGCUGAUCAUUUCCCGGUCUCCACAACAUAUGGAAACAAUACUGUUCUGGACCGUUCGACACGUGCUGUCAAAGUGUUUGCACGGCUUCGAGAUUUCCUCGAGAAUCGUGGACUGGACAGCACGAUUUCACCUGAGGAAUGGCAACGAGAAUUCAUAGCGGCUGAGGAAGCUGCUGGAAAUCCCUUCGCAGUGAACUCAGAUUGGGAACAUUGUCGCGGUUCUAGUGGACAGUAUCGAGGAUAUACUUGUGGAUUAUGGGUUACUUUCCAUGCUUUGACGGUUUCUGCAUAUAAACAGGCUGAGGAACACUUGGAUGACUUUAAACCUCUCACUCCACUGCAAGCAAUCCGUGCUUGGGUUGUUUCAUUUUUCGGAUGCAUGCAUUGUCGCGAACAUUUCCUGAAAAUGACCACCGGCACAUUCCCUAUGGAAGUACAAGUGAAAACACCCGAAGAUGUGUUCAUGUACCUGUGGCGAGCACAUAACAUUGUGAAUGCUCGUCUACAAGGUCGUGACACUGAGGAUCCACAAUUCCCGAAAUUGCAAUUCCCAGCACAUUUCUUGUGCCCGAACUGCACCGCCAACGGUUCUCCGGUGGACACGGAAACGCGAGAUUUCCUUCUCGAUUACUAUUCACAAAUUAAACCAUUUCAACCACCAAAGUUUCUUCUAAAGUAG